Messenger RNA from Alexandromys fortis (reed vole), 4289 nucleotides. Its product is annotated as phospholipid-transporting ATPase FetA-like. The transcript has 28 exons. Gene Ontology annotation, molecular function: ATPase-coupled intramembrane lipid carrier activity; ATP binding; ATP hydrolysis activity. Lineage: Eukaryota; Metazoa; Chordata; Mammalia; Rodentia; Cricetidae. Gene Ontology annotation, cellular component: plasma membrane; trans-Golgi network. The record is from RefSeq and is a predicted model, not a curated record. The coding region runs from base 70 to 3462 and encodes 1130 amino acids. Gene Ontology annotation, biological process: Golgi organization; phospholipid translocation.
CAGAAAGAUGCGUUAAGAUGGAGGUUGCUGGAGUAGAAGGCUGUGAGGCGACGGUGGUGUUUCUCUGAGAUGAAAUACAUAAAAGUUUUUAUUUCAGAGAUCCCAUGGAAUUGUAGUUGGCACUGCUCUGCAAUGUCUGUCCAUGAGAGGGAAAACGAAGACGAGCAAAGUGGAUACGAAGAAAGAAUUUUGAUGGCCAACGAUAGAAACUACAACUCUGUUUUUGACUAUCCGGACAAUACCAUCAAGACCUCAAAAUAUAGUUUUUUUAACUUCCUGCCCAUAAACCUGUUUGAACAAUUCCAGAGACUCGCAAAUGCUUAUUUCCUUAUUUUGCUGUUCCUACAGUUGAUUCCUCAGAUCUCCUCCCUGGCAUGGUAUACAACUGUGAUACCCCUGGUCGUGGUGCUAGCCAUAACAGGAGUGAAAGAUGCCAUCGAUGAUGUGAAACGACACCAGAGUGACAAGCAAGUCAACAACCGCUCUGUUUUGAUGCUGGUGGAUGGCAGGGUUGUGGAGCGCAAAUGGAUGAAUGUUCAAGUUGGAGACAUAAUAAAGCUACAAAAUAAUCACCCUGUUACCGCAGAUGUACUGUUACUUUCUAGCAGUGAGCCUUAUGGUCUGACAUACAUUGAAACAGCAGACCUGGAUGGUGAAACCAACCUGAAAGUGAAGCAGGCCAUUUCAGUUACCUGUGAGAUGGAGGAUAACCUGAAGCUGCUGUCUGCCUUUGAUGGAGAAGUUCGGUGCGAGCCCCCCAAUAACAAGCUGGACAAGUUUUCCGGAAUCCUGACCUAUCUGGGGUACACCUACUUCCUGGACCAUGACAGGCUUCUGCUCCGGGGCUGCAUCAUCAGGAACACAGACUGGUGUUAUGGUUUGGUGAUUUAUACUGGGCCAGACACCAAAUUAAUGCAGAACAGCGGAAGGUCCACCUUCAAACGAACACACAUAGACCGCCUCAUGAAUGUCCUUGUGGUCUGGAUUUUCCUGGUUUUAGGUGCAAUGUGCUUUUUGCUAUCCAUUGGACAUGGCAUUUGGGAGAGCAACAAAGGCUACUUCUUCCAGGCGUUUCUCCCAUGGCAACAUUUCAUAGGUUCAUCAACUACAAGUUCUGCCCUUGUUUUCUGGUCCUACUUCAUAGUCCUCAACACCAUGGUUCCCAUUUCGCUCUAUGUCAGUGUUGAAAUAAUAAGACUGGGCAACAGUUACUAUAUCAACUGGGAUCGACAGAUGUUUUAUGCACCAAAGAACAUCCCAGCACAGGCUCGCACUACCACUCUCAAUGAAGAACUCGGCCAAGUUAAAUAUGUGUUCUCUGACAAGACAGGAACUCUGACGGAGAAUGUGAUGGUCUUCAACAAAUGCUCUAUCAAUGGGAAGACCUAUGGUUAUUCCUAUGACGCCAAUGGACACCGUGUGCCCGUGUCUCCGAACGACAAGGUCGACUUCUCCUACAACCGCCUGGCUGACCCGAAGUUUUCGUUCUAUGAUAAUGCUUUGGUGGAAGCCGUGAAGAGUGAGGACCACUUGGUGUACUUGUUCUUCCUCUGCCUCUCAUUGUGCCACACGGUGAUGUCCGAAGAGAAGGUGGAAGGUGAGCUGGUAUACCAGGCCCAGUCACCAGAUGAAGGUGCCCUGGUCACUGCUUCUAGGAACUUUGGCUUUGUGUUCAGUUCCCGCACAUCUGAGACAAUCACAGUGAUCGAAAUGGGGAAAAUCCGAGUUUACCAGCUGCUGGCUAUUUUGGACUUCAGCUAUGAGCGCAAGCGGAUGUCUGUUGUUGUUCGGACGCCUGAAGAUCGGGUCAUGUUGUUCUGCAAGGGAGCAGACACCAUCAUCUAUGAGCUGCUCCAUCCGUCCUGUGCAUCCCUUAGUGAGGUGACCAUGGAUCAUUUGGAUUUACUAGGGGCCACAGCCAUAGAGGACAAGCUUCAAAGCGGAGUACCUGAGACUAUCUGCACCCUGACCAAAGCCAAAAUUAAGGUGUGGGUUCUAACUGGAGAUAAACAAGAGACUGCUGUGAACAUCGCCUACUCCUGUAGGAUAUUCAAGGAUGAAAUGGAUGGGGUGUUCGUGGUGGAAGGCACAGACAGGGAAACAGUUCUGCAAGAACUCAGGGCUGCAAGGAACAAGAUGAAACCUGAGUCUCUCCUGGAGUCAGAUCCUAUAAACAUUUGUCUUGCCAGGAAAACCAAAAUACCUUUCAGAAUGCUCGACGAGAUGCCCAACGGCAGCUUUGGCUUGGUCAUCAAUGGCUGCAGUCUGGCCUAUGCUCUAGAAGGGAACAUGGAGUUGGAGCUGCUGCGGACGGCAUGCAUGUGCAAGGGGGUAGUCUGCUGCCGGAUGACACCCCUGCAGAAGGCCCAAGUGGUAGACCUGGUGAAGAGAUACAAGAAGGUGGUGACACUGGCCAUCGGGGAUGGGGCCAAUGACAUCGGCAUGAUCAAAGCUGCCAAUAUUGGGGUUGGCAUCAGCGGCCAUGAAGGGAUGCAGGCCAUGCUCAACAGUGACUUUUCCUUCUGCCAGUUCCGCUACCUUCAGCGCCUCCUCUUGGUCCAUGGCCGCUGGUCGUACAAUCGCAUGUGCAAGUUUCUCAGCUACUUCUUUUACAAAAACUUUGCCUUCACACUGGUGCACUUCUGGUAUGCCUUCUUCAAUGGCUUCUCCGCACAGACAGUUUACGAUACUUGGUUCAUCACCUGCUACAAUCUGAUUUACACUUCCCUCCCUGUCCUCGGCUUGAGUCUCUUUGAAAAGGAUGUGAAUGAAACAUGGAGUCUGUGUUACCCAGAGCUGUAUGAGCCAGGACAGCACAACCUGUAUUUCAACAAGAAGGAGUUUCUGAAGUGUUUAGUGCAUGGCAUCUACAGUUCCUUCGUGUUGUUCUUUGUCCCCAUGGGCACCAUCUUCAACUCAGAGCGCAGUGACGGAAAGGACAUCUCCGACUUCCAGUCAUUCUCCCUGAUCGUGCAGUCCACCUUGAUCUGGGUGAUGACAAUGCAGAUCGCCCUGAGGACAAACUUCUGGACGCUGAUAAGCCAUGCCUUCAUCUGGGGUAGCCUGGGUUUCUACUUUUGCAUCUUACUCUUCCUGUGUAGUGAUGGCUUAUAUCUAAUGUUCCCCAGCACCUUCCAGUUCCUAGGUGUGGCCAGGAACAUCCUUAACCAGCCACAGAUGUGGCUGUGUCUUGUGCUCAGCACCGUCCUCUGCAUGAUUCCUGUGAUUGGAUACAACUUCCUCAAAUUGCUCCUCUGGCCUGUCAAUGUGGACAAGGUUUUGAACAGGAUUCAUUUCUGCUUGAAACAUCCGCUGCCACCCCCAGUCAAGACCAAAGUAAAACACCCAAGCCUUCGACGUUCUGGCUAUGCAUUCUCCCACAAGCAUGGCUUUGGAGCCCUCAUCACGUCUGGCAAGACACUGAAAUCCAAUGCCGUCAAAACAAGCAAGAGGGCCUUGUAAAAAGCAGACGCCUCAGGAAAAUCUCAGUCAGUCAGCCAUUGCUCUUCCUUUCUUGUAUUUAUGCAACUCAGUAAAAAGAGAUUGGGAUCUUUAGACACCAGCAUAAAGCGACUCCAGGGCUUCAGUUUCUUCAUUCCCAAGAAAGCUGUACCCAGGAAAGGCAAGGAAAGUGGUACCAGCCCCCAGAUAUCAGCCAGAGUUACAGCAUUUCAAGAAACAGCAAGUUGAAGCCUCCUGUCGUUCCUUCCAUAUCGUAAUCCUGACAAGCAAAUGUGGAAGAGGAGAAGAGGGGCAACAGAAAAGAAGGUAGGGCCUAAGGGCCUCAGUUUGGGCCCUGUCUCUCCCUUACCCAGAGCAACUAUAAACCUUCCCAGAACCCCACAGGAACAUAUCCCCACCCGGACACCGUUUUCAGAUUUAUCUGGAAGAGUCAGGGUGCCAGGGUGAACGUUUGGCUGGCCCUGAGUAGCAAAGGAAGAGGGAGCUGGAAGACUUAGUCUGAAGAAGCCAAAGGAGAAUUUCUGGACCAAACAGAAAAGAAGAAGAAAGGAAAGAAAUGGGAGGCGGGUCCUGCCUGGAUAGGACAGCGCAAAGUUUUGCCUUCCCCUUUCUGACCCCUUUGAUCUAAGAACUGAGGUGUAUUCAGGCAUUCAGAGCAGGAGGGGAACAACCCAGGAGAUUUAAAGAUUAAUUUCUGCAUGGGAUGUAAGCCAUUGCUGGUGAGCAUUUGUCUUCCAUAAAAUGAUUUUGAGAAGAAAUUGUAUGUACUUGAAAAAAAAUGUUUCCAAGAAGUUUGUGGAGAAAUGAAUGGAGAAAUAAAUUGCUUA